AUGGCUUGCUCUGAUAUCUCGCCGUGUGCGUGUCUACCCGAAACGAACAAGGGGAAAAGAAGGCUCCCUAGGAUUGGGUUUGAACCAAUGUUGGAAGACAACCAUACAUCUUUUGCUGUGAGAGAGGAUGGUUCUACCAGCCCUUCUUCACACAAACACAGAACAUCAACUGGAACAGUUAGAGGCUUCAGUAGUGAUCCUUUGGAAUUUAGAUAG
Messenger RNA from Eruca vesicaria subsp. sativa (arugula), 216 nucleotides. The record is from the annotation of a GenBank genome assembly. Lineage: Eukaryota; Viridiplantae; Streptophyta; Magnoliopsida; Brassicales; Brassicaceae.